AUGUGUAAAAUAUGCGAACUUGGUUACUUUUUAGUUUCUGACACCAAAGAAUGUGUUACAAGUUGUGCUGAUGGAUACUACGUGGUUGAGGGGUCAGACACCGAACCUAAAAUGUGUGUUAAAUGUAGCAAAAAUUGUAUUUCAUGUUCAGGAAUUCAAGGAGAAUUCUGUUCAAAAUGUGAAUUAAAUUACUUUUUAUAUGAUGAAAAUAUGCCACAGGGGUGUCAAAGUCGGUGUGAUGAUGGGUAUUAUAAAACCACAGAAAAUGAAAUAGCCAAAUGUAAGAAAUGUUCUGUUAUCGAAAAUUGUAUAACAUGUAAAUCCGAAACAAAAUGCGUCAAAUGUGGUAAUAACCAAUACGUUCAAGAAGAUGGUACAUGUGGAGAUACUUGUCCAGAAAAACAUAGAAAGGGUGAUGGGGUUUGUGAAGAAUGUCCAUCACUUUGUAGUGAUUGUCAAGAAUCUGGUAAAUACGCAUGCGAUGUUUGUGAUUCAAACACUUACAUUCUUGAAAACAAAACAUGUUCAAAAACAUGUGGAGAUAAUUAUGGAGCAAUUAAAGACACAACACCAAAUUGGACAUGCAAGAGAUGUUCUGAUUAUUAUUGUAAAACAUGUGAAAUAUCUACAGAGGAGACAUGUGUUGAAUGCCAAGACAAUUACUACUACAAGAGAGAAAGAAAUGUAUGUGGAAAUCAAUGCGACUUGACCACACACUUUGUGAACGUUACAGAAAAGUCGCAAACGUGCUUAAUGUGUAACAAAGAGUUCCCAAAUUGUCAAACCUGCACAUCACAACGGUGCACCAAAUGUGAACUCAAUUAUUACACCCAACCAGAUCCUCCAUAUUUAUGCGAAAGAGAUUGUCCAAUUGGUUAUUUAAAUAUUUAUGGUGUUUGUACAAAAUGUGUUGAUAAUUGUUUGGAUUGUGAUAAUUAUUUAUGUUUCACUUGUGAAGACAAAUACGGUCUUAGCGAAGACAGAUUAACGUGCGAACACUGUGAAGAUAAAAAGUGUUUAAAAUGCAGCCUAGGAAAAGAAAAGUAUGAUAAAUGCGAAUCUCCUAAAUUAGUAGGAAAAGAUUUAACUUGUGUGGAUACAUGCGAGAGUGGUUAUUUUAGUUUCAAUAAUGUAAGUUGUAUAAAAUGUGAUGAUAUUAAUUGUGCAGUUUGUGAUAGAUUUUAUUGCAAGGAAUGUGUGUUGGGAAAAUUUUUGUUUAGUGGAUACUGA
Molecule: messenger RNA, 1230 nt
Organism: Entamoeba invadens IP1
Lineage: Eukaryota; Evosea; Mastigamoebida; Endamoebidae
Exons: 1
Coding region: 1-1230 (409 amino acids)
Source: RefSeq, a predicted model, not a curated record